This is a messenger RNA of Lycium ferocissimum, 1218 nucleotides long. RefSeq names its product BTB/POZ domain-containing protein At4g30940-like. Gene Ontology annotation, biological process: protein homooligomerization. The record is from RefSeq and is a predicted model, not a curated record. Gene Ontology annotation, molecular function: protein binding. Bases 1 to 1218 code for a protein of 405 amino acids. Lineage: Eukaryota; Viridiplantae; Streptophyta; Magnoliopsida; Solanales; Solanaceae. The transcript has a single exon.
AUGAAAAGCCAGAAAGACAGAGUGAAACUCAAUGUUGGUGGGACAUUUUUUGAAACUACGGCCACAACCUUAGCGGGUGCUGGCAGGAAUUCAUUCUUUGGAGCCAUGUUUGAUGAGAAUUGGAACCUACAUUCUAAUGCGGCAAACACUGAACACUUCAUUGAUAGAGACCCUGAUUAUUUCGCCGUCCUUCUUAACCUACUAAGAACCGGGGAGCUUUAUAUUCCUCCGAAUAUAGAUAAAAAGCACCUAUACAGAGAGGCCGAAUAUUAUGGCAUUCUGGAUCAUGUUAGGUCAGCUAAAUGGGGCCCGUUUGAUGGCAAUAGGCUCCGGUUGGCCGGGUCUAUAACGGGCCCAACAAUAAGGGGAGCUCUUCGCUAUUUCGCCAAUUUUGAAUAUUGUUGUUGUGUGGUAUAUGGUCGUAUUGUUAAGGUGUACAAUUGGAUGCUAGAAGAGCAACCUACAAUAACUUGUGAUUAUUGUUGGGUCAAUGAUGUUUCUUGGGUUGAUUCCGAAAAUAUUGUGAUUAGUUCUAAUGCAAAGCUAGAUAGUGGAGGCAUGGGGUUAUUCAGUGCAUCCACAGGGGAGUUGAGGUAUAAAUUUCAGGUUACCGAUGAAAGAAAGGGGUAUACGCCAGGUGCACUAAGUUUUAGCUCGGAUUACAAGUUAUUCUCCAGUUGUAAAAGCACUAGCAAUAAGCAUGUGAUUGGUGUUUGGGACCAAGUCACAGGUAAGCAGAUGGAUUUCUUGCCACAUUCUUCGAAUAGUAAUGCUAUCAGGUUGCAAUGGUUACAUGGUACCAAUUGUUUGAUGGUCGCUAGUUGUUGUUGCAUCAACUUGUUCGAUUUUAGGAAAAACACGGUGGUUUUGUCGUGGUCUUAUGAUAGGGAUCGCGUGAACAAGCCUUAUGUUGAUCCAACAAACUUUAGAGACGUGAUAGCGAUAGAGGAGAGUAAUUCCAUUUGUGUAGUAGAUCUAGAUGAGCGUUUGGGGUUCAUGGAUUUGAGGAGUACUACUGAUGCAAGUGUAGAAUGGAGAGAACCUCCGAGGGGCAAAAAGCAUUCAUCAUUAUGGGCGGGUAAUAAGUUAUGUUCUCCCAAAUUGGCAUUUCACGAGGGACAAUUGUUUUCAUCAAUAUACGAUACAAUUUCAGUGUAUUGUGGUUCUAAUUGGCUUCCAAUAUCAGAGCUUCAACAAAGUCGUGUAUCCAAUUUAUGA